UGCUCAUCAUCAUCAUCUUCUUCUUCUUCUUCCUCUUCAUCAUCAUCAUCUUCCUGUAUCUCUUCUAUACUUUUUUUUUUUUCCUUCAUCCUCCAUUUCAAUCUUCCAUGGAUGCAAAACUUAGAAAACCCUUUCUUAAACAAUCCUUUGAAGUCACUGGUUAAUUACUUUUUGUGUUUUUGACAGUUUUUUGUUUUAAGUUUUUGGGUAACCCUAGAUGUUAGAGCCAUGGACAUAACUCCUACAAGCACCAACCCACUUAGUAAUACUACUACACCAAAGUCUCCGGAACCGGAAAGUGAGACACCUACCCGGAUUCUGCCGUCGAAAUUUACCAACGGUGUCCUCAAGCGCCACCAUGCUCAUCACCAUCACCACGCGCCACCUAUAGUCAUCACCUACAAGGAAUGUCUUAAGAACCAUGCUGCCACCUUGGGUGGCCAUGCGCUGGACGGAUGCGGUGAGUUCAUGCCGUCUUCCUCUGCCACACCCACCGACCCGACCUCACUCAAAUGCGCUGCCUGUGGGUGCCACCGUAACUUUCACCGCCGUGAGCCGGAUGACCCGCCGUCGACCACCAUCACGGCUACCAUCGAGUACCAGCCUCACCACCGCCAUCACCCGCCUCCGCCUGCACCAGCGUCGCAGCGCAGCCCCAACUCCUCUUCUCCCCCGCCGAUCUCCUCCUCUUAUUACCCUUCAGCGCCUCACAUGCUCCUCGCGCUAUCAGGAGGCCUCUCCGCACCCCCAGAUGGUACUAUUACAAAUUCCCAUUUUCCGGCCAACCUCAACCUAUCCGCUGGAGGGGUAACAAACGCCGGACUGAAUUCUAAAAAGCGAUUCAGGACGAAAUUUAGUCCGAUUCAGAAAGAGAAGAUGUUCCAGUUCGCGGAGAAAGUCGAGUGGAAGAUGCCGAAGCGAGAUGACGAACUGGUGCAGGAAUUCUGCAGCGAGAUUGGAGUUGACAGAGGGGUAUUGAAAGUCUGGAUGCACAACAACAAGAACACCCUCGGAAGAAGGGAUUUGAAUGGCGGCAGUGCCGGUGGCAAUGACAAUAGCGGCAGUGCCGGCGGCAAUGACAAUAACGGCACUCCCAGUAGCAGACACAACAAUGACAACAACCCGACUCAUGAGAAUAGCACCAACGGGCAGAAUCUGAACCAUCACUUUGAGACUGAUAACGUCGCGCAUGUAGCCACUAAUGGAUCAUCUUCCUCUUCUUGAUCAAGAUCCAUCCUUUUGAUAAUAAUAAGAUGCUAAAUAGAGAGUAAGGACUGUUAUUAAUUAGCCUUUUUUUUUUUUUUUUAGUUUUCUUUUCUCCUUUCCCAUCUUCUUAAUUUCUCUUUUCUUUUUGUUGCUAAUUAGUUGAAUUAAUGAUGUUCAUCAUCACUCUCUUGAGAUAACAUGGAGAGAUUUGAUCCAAAGAGAAUUGUUUUUCAUCUUCAUUUUUUGUUUAAUUAUUCUUUUUAGGGAUUAUUUUUUAUUUUCCUUUUGGGUCUGUGGAACACAUAAACUUCUAUUUCCAUGCAGUAAAAAAAAUUUAUGUUU
Messenger RNA from Rubroshorea leprosula, 1548 nucleotides. The record is from the annotation of a GenBank genome assembly. Lineage: Eukaryota; Viridiplantae; Streptophyta; Magnoliopsida; Malvales; Dipterocarpaceae.